This is a messenger RNA of Saprolegnia parasitica CBS 223.65, 303 nucleotides long. RefSeq lists its product as hypothetical. The record is from RefSeq and is a predicted model, not a curated record. NCBI's taxonomy places the organism in Eukaryota, Oomycota, Saprolegniomycetes, Saprolegniales, Saprolegniaceae. The coding region runs from base 1 to 303 and encodes 100 amino acids. The transcript is spliced from 3 exons.
AUGAACGGCUUCCAGCAGCAGCAGCGCUACAACCGCGACCAGCAGGAGGCCGACCUUGAUGAGGUCCUCGUCGGCGCACGCCAUCUCAACAACCAUGCCAAGGCCAUCAACGGCGAAGUCAUCUCGCAGAACCACCUCAUCGACAACCUUGGCGACGACGUCGACGCGGGCGCGGCCGAGCUGCGCUUCCAGGCCGAGAAGGCCGCGCUUAUCAACGCCCAAAAGAAGAAGAUGUGCUGGUACUAUGGUAUUAUUGCGAUCCUGAUCGUGAUCCUCAUCGUCUUAUACGCAGUGCCGCUGUAA